Drosophila albomicans is the source of this 1220-nucleotide messenger RNA. RefSeq lists its product as uncharacterized. Gene Ontology annotation, molecular function: oxidoreductase activity; FMN binding. The transcript is spliced from 2 exons. The record is from RefSeq and is a predicted model, not a curated record. The coding region runs from base 95 to 1189 and encodes 364 amino acids. Lineage: Eukaryota; Metazoa; Arthropoda; Insecta; Diptera; Drosophilidae.
UAGUCUACGGAGUGCAGUGAACACUGGCGACAGCAUUCGACGGCAAACUCGGUGUCUAUUUCUUACAUAAGUACACAAGAUUUUUUUUGGCAAGAUGGAGUUAGUUUGUGUGGAGGACUUUGAGCAGCAGGCGGACCGCAAGCUAGAGAAGAGUGCCAAGGAUUAUUACAAAAGUGGUGCUGGAGAUCAGUUCACUCUAGGACUCAACCGCGAGGCGUUCAAGCGGCUGCGAUUGCGUCCACGUUGCCUGCGCGAUGUUUCCCAACUGGACAUUAGUACCACGAUCCUUGGCCACCAGCAGAAGUGGCCUCUGGGCAUUGCUCCCACUGCCAUGCAGAAGAUGGCCCAUCCUGAUGGUGAAAUUGGCAAUGCACGCGCCGCGGGCAAAGCUGGUUCCAUAUUCAUAUUGAGCACCCUGUCUACCACAUCCCUUGAGGAUUUGUCAGCAGGUGCUCCUGACACGACGAAGUGGUUCCAGCUUUACAUCUACAAGGAUCGUUCGCUUACCGAAAAGGUUGUGCGUCGUGCUGAAAAGGCCAAUUUUAAGGCUCUGGUACUGACCAUAGAUGCUCCCAUCUUUGGCCAUCGUCGUAACGAUGUUCGCAACAAAUUCAGCUUGCCGUCACACUUGUGUUUGGCCAAUUUCCAGGGCGAACAGGCCAAUGGUGUCAUCACCGAGGGUGGCUCUGGAAUUAACGAAUAUGUUGCCAGCCAAUUUGAUGCCAGCAUCACAUGGAAAGAUAUUGCCUGGCUAAAGCAACUCACGCAUCUGCCCAUCGUGGUCAAGGGAGUGCUUACCGCCGAGGAUGCUGUGCUGGCCCGUGAAUUUGGCUGCGCCGGCAUCAUCGUGUCCAAUCAUGGCGCCCGACAAAUCGACACAGUUCCCGCUUCGAUUGAGGCACUUCCCGAGAUAGUUAGAGCCGUUGGUGAGGAUUUGGUUGUCAUGCUGGACGGUGGCAUUAUGCAAGGCAAUGAUAUAUUCAAAGCACUUGCUCUGGGUGCUAAAACCGUAUUUAUUGGUCGUCCUGCGGUUUAUGGUUUGGCCUACAAUGGACAAAAGGGAGUCGAGCAAUUGCUGGGAGUUCUACGAAAAGAUUUUGAAAUUACCAUGGCACUAACUGGAUGUCAAACAUUGGCUGAUAUUAAGCCAGCCAUGGUUACACAUGAGUCGACCUAUUCCAAACUGUAAUCGUUAAAAUAAAUUCAUUCUAACAAUGAGA